AUGCAGGUUUUGUUUUGGUAUAUUAACGGUGUUGCACGUGAAGCAGCGCACUGUAAGAUUAGAGAUUUAAUAAGGGAAUUCAAGCCGGAUAUUUUUUGUCUUGCUGAACCAAAGGUAGCGUGCUCGACUAACUUUGGUAAAAGACUUCAGAUGGAAGGUUUUUCUCCAGAUAUUAUUCAUAAUUCUUCUGUUUCCGGUAUUGCUAAUCUUUGGGUUUAUUUUUUGAAUGAAAUAAGUUCUUCUGUAGUUAAUAUGAGUAAGCAAGCCAUUACUAUUGAGGUUGAGGGAGUUCAUAUCUCUUUUGUGCAUGCUAGAUAUGUUCAAGUUACUCGUAGAAGUCUUUGGCAGCAACUUAGUGUGCAAGAUACAACUACUCCGUGGCUUGUCAUGGGAGACUUCAAUUGUAUUUUGCGUCUUGAUGAAAAGAAGGGGGGUCUGGAGCCUAGUACCUCGGCUAUCAACGAGUUUAGUGACUGGAUGCACGAUAACAAUCUUUUUGAAGCUGAUUCUCUGGGUACCAAGUUCACUUGGACUAAUCGAAAAUCGGGCUCUGAUAGAAUUAUAAGAAAACUCGAUAUAACAGUUAUUAAUUAUGCUUGGUUGGCAAAGUAUGAAAACUUGCGUUGCAAAGCUCUUCCUAGAGAAGUAUCAGAUCAUUCUACUCUGUUGGGCUAUCCUUUUGUGGUCUCUCGUCCUAAGAGAGCUCCUUUUAGAAUACAAAAGAUGUGGUUUUUGCAUUCAGAUUUCAUUCGUAUGGUUCAAGACAGUUGGAAUAUGCCAGUUCAUGGCUUACCGGACUUUAUUUUUCCAUUCAAGUUGAAGAGGUUGAAAGGGGUUAUGAAGGAAUGGAAUUUGUUGGUUUUUGGCAACAUUCACUCUCGUUUAAAACAAGAUCAGUUGAGAUUUGAAACUGUUGCGCGCAUCUCAGAUGAAGAUCCAACUGAUAUUGCUAAACUUAAUAUUAUGAAGGAUGUUAUGAAUACUCUUGGCGAAACCAAGCUUCAGCACACCACAAUGCUUAAGCAAAAGUCUAGAAAUCAGUGGCUUGUUGAGGGAUCAAGCAACUCCAAUUUCUUUCACAAUAGUAUUCGCAUCCGAAGGAGUUCAAACACUAUUUACGAGUUAGUGGAUAGCAAUGGUGCUACUAUUUCUGAUUACGACCAGCUGCGUGACCAUGUGGUGAAUUAUUAUGAGGAGAAAUUUAAUGGCCAGGAUUUGGAUUAUGAUAUGGAUUUAUUUGAUUUUUUUCAUGAUUCCAUUACCGCUGAGGAAAGUAUUGCCAUGGACCAAAUUCCUUCUCCUAAAGAAAUAAAGCAAGAAGUUUUUCAUUUAGGAGCUGGUAGUGCUCCGGGUCCGGAUGGUUUUUCUGGUUGUUUUUACCAUCAUUGCUGGGAUAUUAUUCAAGAUGACUUGGUUAAGGCGGUGAUACAUUGUUGGGGUACUGGUCAUAUUCCGAAUGGUGUGAAUUCUAGCCUUAUCAUUCUUCUGGCCAAGGUAAGAGGGGCUAAUAAUCUUCGUAAUUUUCGUCCGAUUGGGCUUAGUAAUUUUUUCUUCAAAAUUUUUACUAAGAUCCUAGCUACUAGACUUAGUAGUUUUUUGGACAGGCUUGUUUCUGAAGAACAUGUGGCAUUUAUGAAGGGUCGCAAUAUCUUAUCUUUUUCACUUUCACAAGCGAUGGGUUCUAUUUCUUGA
Papaver somniferum (opium poppy) is the source of this 1692-nucleotide messenger RNA. RefSeq lists its product as uncharacterized. The record is from RefSeq and is a predicted model, not a curated record. The coding region runs from base 1 to 1692 and encodes 563 amino acids. The transcript has a single exon. Gene Ontology annotation, molecular function: catalytic activity. Lineage: Eukaryota; Viridiplantae; Streptophyta; Magnoliopsida; Ranunculales; Papaveraceae.